This is a messenger RNA of Lytechinus pictus (painted urchin), 2601 nucleotides long. RefSeq names its product cytosol aminopeptidase-like. Gene Ontology annotation, molecular function: metalloaminopeptidase activity; manganese ion binding. The coding region runs from base 44 to 1630 and encodes 528 amino acids. Gene Ontology annotation, cellular component: cytoplasm. Lineage: Eukaryota; Metazoa; Echinodermata; Echinoidea; Temnopleuroida; Toxopneustidae. Gene Ontology annotation, biological process: proteolysis. The record is from RefSeq and is a predicted model, not a curated record. The transcript has 13 exons.
AUACAAGUAAAACGCAUGCGCAGUUACAUAUCGUUAUUCCAAGAUGGCAGCCUCCAUGCGACUCUGUAGACGUCUGUUUUUACACAGAAGACCAUCGUCGUUUUGUGGUUUUAGAUGGGGAAGGUUCUACUCACAAGCUGUAAAUCUUGAAGAGUCUGGUGUUGUAGUUGGUGUUUAUGAGGACGAGGCUAAUAAUGGAGUGAGUUUUACACCAGAAGCAUCAAAGGUCAAUGAACAAAGUCAAGGUCAAUUAAGAGAAAACAUAACCAGGUACUGUCAAAAUUUGAAGAAGGGAAAAAGCAGAGUAUUCUACGGGUUAAAUGAGGAAUUCAGUAAAGUUGCUGUGGUGGGCCUCGGAAAGAAGUCCGCUGGGGUAAAUGACCUGGAAGAGAUAGAUGAAGGAAGGGAGAAUGUCCGAGUUGCCAUGGCAGCAGGUGUUAGAUUAUUACGAGAUGUUGGCUGUAAAACGGUAGCAGUGGAUCCAUGCAGCGAUGCUGAAGCUGCUGCUGAAGGAUCUGUAUUGUCAAUAUUUGAGUAUGAUGAACUGAAAGCAGAAUCAAGUAGGAAACCUAAAGUCAAUCUAUCACUCCUCAACAGAGAUAACAGCUCAGAGCUUCACAGUGCCUGGAAGAGAGGAGAGACUAUGGCCAAUGCUCAAAACUUUGCUAGGACCUUGAUGGAGAUGCCAGCGAAUAAACUCACUCCAACAUCAUUUUCAGAGAUCGCUCACAACAAGAGACAGCGCACAGACCUACCUAUCACCAUCCAGGCACACUCCAGGAAAUGGGCCUCAGAUAAGAAGAUGGGUGCUUUCUUGAGUGUAGCUAAAGGAUCUGAUGAACCACCAAUCUUCAUGGAUGUAAGGUACAAUGGUGCAUCUAAGAAUGUGGAUCCUCUUGUAUUGAUUGGUAAAGGAGUCACCUUUGACAGUGGAGGAAUAUCCAUCAAGCCUGCAGCAGGAAUGGAUCUAAUGAGGGGCGACAUGGGAGGAGCUGCUAACGUCCUGGCGGCCAUGUUUGCUAUGGCUAACCUUGAGCUACCGGUCAAUGUGGUUGGAUUAAUACCACUGUGUGAGAACAUGGUCAAUGGGUCAGCAGUUAAACCGGGUGAUGUGGUCACAGCUAUGAAUGGCAAAACAAUACAGGUAGACAACACUGAUGCUGAAGGUAGAUUACUAUUAGCUGAUGCAUUGUGUUAUGCAACCUCUAAUCUCAAACCUACUAUGGUCUUAGAUUUAGCUACUCUUACUGGUGCUAUUGAUGUAGCUUUAGGCUCAGCUGCUACUGGAGUUUUUACUAAUUCACAACAUGUAUGGGAUAUGCUUCGACAGGCUAGUGUUUCGACAGGAGAUCGUAUGUGGAGGAUGCCAUUGUUCAAGCAUUACACCAAACAGGUUACAGAGGCUCACUUAGCUGAUGUUAGCAAUAUAGGAAAAUAUAGCAGAUCUGGUGGGAGUUGUACAGCAGCAGCAUUCCUUAGAGAGUUUAUAACUGAUGAUAUUAAAUGGGCUCAUCUUGAUAUAGCUGGAGUGAUGCAGAACAAAGAUGAGAUUCCUUACCUUGGAAAAGGAAUGUCAGGGCGACCAGUCAGGACUCUUAUAGAUUUUGUAUCGCGAUUCAAGUCAGUAUGAUCAGAUAGACCAAGGAAUUCGGAAAUAAAAUUGCAUAAGAACUACAAGGAAAGUACUUUUUGAUGUGGAAACAUUCAAUUUGUUACCAACUGAAAUUCACCUAUUCCUUCCAGAAAGCUUGAUGUGCUACUGAAGAUAAAGAAAGGAGUCAGAAUGACUUGAUGUGAAGCUCUGUCAUCUGAUAUGCACCAAAUUGUUUGAAAUCUAAUUAAUAUGUAAUGGUUAGUUUUGACCUACCCAGAAAAAUUUACUCUAAAAUUUUUCCACAAUGCUUUGUGCAAUCAAAUUUUUCAAAGAGAACUUGUAUAUGUGUUAUAUAUGUACCUGUAUGAUCAGUAUUUGGGGUCCAAAUGGGUAAGCUUUAUUCUUGUCUUGAUAAGCAAACAACUGUCUUCUGAUUAGCUAAAAGCAAGAAACAGUUCUAAACAACUUUUCUAAUUUUAUUUAAAAAUGGGGGGGGGUGGGGGGGGGGUGUCACAGGGUUUUAAGUGUGAUAUAGAGUUGAACCUUAAUUCCAGUUGCACAUGGUAUACAACGCAUCACCACAUUGGUCACAUCAUUUUAAAAAGAUUUGUACUACUGCACAUUGUGCGUCAACAUUUACGCAUUAAUUUAAGUCUCACUUAAAGCUAUAUGAAUCACCCUCUUGGAAUUGCUUUAAUGGUGAUAAACCAUGAAAAGGAAUAGAGAAAAAAACACCUUUAUGUAGAAAAAUGUUAGUCCUUGGUGAUAUGUGUAUCGUAUUUUCUGAAACAUGGUUUGGAAAUCUAAAUCGUACAAGUCUACCAAUCUCGGGUUAAAAUUUUCAUUUCACAUAUCUGGGCAUUUGUUUGAUAAAAAAACCUCCGUGUUGUUGAGAUAAGAAUGAAAAACAGAAAAAGUAUUUAUCAUAUUCAGCAUCUCAUGGGAUAAUAAGUAUAUUAUUCUUGAGAAGAAUAAAUGCUUUUUCUCUUUACAGGUUUUUGAAAUUU